AGUACGACGUGGCCUCCACGGCGAAACCAAUGUUGAUGUUUCCUUCGAGAUAAAGCAUCUGGCUCGUUUUAUGCCACAGCUAUAUAUAUCCUGGCAACUCGUUCCUGUCGAUUUCCAUAGCAACAGCUUGCAAAAGAUGGAAGGCGCCGAUCAGCAGCAGAGCAAUCCUUGCGCCAUAUGCCUCCGUGGCAUGGGCGCCGGCGGCGGGCAGGCCAUUUUCACGGCGGAGUGCUCCCACACGUUCCACUUCAACUGCAUCUCCUCCAGCGUCGCGCACGGCCACCUCGUCUGCCCGCUCUGCAACACGCCCUGGCGCGAGCUCCCCUUCGUGCGCCCCACGCCAACGCCAGUCCAAGCACAACCGGUGCCCAUGCAUAUCUUGCAACAUCGGCAACCGCCGGCCCAGCAGGCCGUGGAUCCGGUCAUCGUCUUCGACGACGACGACCAGGUGGCUGACAGCGGGCCACAAGCAGCAGCAGGUGCAUCGUCCAACGGAGCCGUGGUCGUCAAGAUGCACACAGAGUACUCUGCCCUGGCCAGGGAUGAGUCCCGCGACAACUUCGCCGUGCUCGUGCACGUCAGGGCUCCCGGGAUGUCGGUCGACGCCGAGGCGCGCGCGCCGCUGGACCUGGUGACGGUGCUGGACGUGAGCGGCAGCAUGGAGGGGAACAAGCUGGCGCUGCUGAAGCAGGCCAUGCGGUUCGUCAUCGAUAACCUGGGGCCCGGAGAUCGGCUCUGCGUCGUGUCCUUCUCCUCCGGGGCGCGCCGCGAGACAAGGCUGGCGCGCAUGUCGGACGCUGGGAAGGCGGCGUCCAUGGCCGCCGUGGACGCCCUCGCGGCGCGCGGCGGCACCAACAUCGCCGAGGGCCUCAGCACGGCCGCCAAGGUGCUCAACGAGCGUCGCCACAGGAACGCCGUCUCCAGCGUCAUACUGCUAUCCGAUGGCCAGGACAACCACACCAUGAUGAGGAGGAGACGGGGGAACGGCGGCAACUACGAGGAGCUCGUCCCGCCGUCGUUCGUGAGCACGGGCGCUACAGCAAGGUCGGCGCCGGUCCACACGUUCGGGUUUGGCAACGACCACGACGCGGCCGCGAUGCACGUGAUCGCCGAGGCCACGGGCGGCACGUUCUCCUUCAUCGAGAAUGAGGCCGUGAUCCAGGACGCGUUCGCGCAGUGCAUCGGCGGGCUGCUCUCCGUCGUGGUCCAGGACGCGCGCGUCGCUGUCUCCUGCGUGCACCCGGGAGUCCGUGUCAUGUGCGUCAAGUCCGGCCGUUACGAGAGCCGCGUCGACGAGGAUGGCCGCGCCGCGUCGGUUCGGGUCGGGGAGCUGUACGCGGACGAGGAGAGGCGGUUCUUGCUGUACUUGGCCGUGCCAAGAGGCGAAGCCGCAGACGGCGAUCAGACUGCUCUCCUGAAAGUGGUCUUCAGUUACAGAGCGGCGGCAGGCGGGGGCGACGUGAGCGUGGCGCCCGAGGACACUGUGGUGACGAGGCCGGAAGGAUACGUAGAGGCGGAACGGUCGGUGGAGGUGGAGCGGGAGCGCGCUCGGGUGGAGGCGGCGGAGGACAUCGCGGCCGCGAGGGCGGCGGCAGAGCGCGGCGCGCACGAGGAAGCGGCGGAGAUCCUCGAGAACCGGCAGCGCGCGGUGGCGCAGACGGGUGGCGGCAGCGACCCCAUGAUCACAGCCCUGGGAGCCGAGCUGCGGGAGAUGCGCGGGCGCGUGAUGAACCGGCAGAGCUACGCGCGCUCGGGGCGGGCGUACAUGCUGGCCGGCAUGAGCGCGCACGGGCAGCAGCGGGCCAACUCGAGGCAGAUUCGUUCGGGGGUCCGCCGAACAUCCAUACCGGCGGCAUAUAAUGCCGGUGGGCAGACAGUCGUCGGUGUGGUGCCGGAGGAGGAAGAGGUGCCGAACGAAGAAGCGACGAUGGCGUACGCGACGCCGGCCAUGCGCGCCAUGCUUCUGAGGUCGCGGAUGAUGUCGGCAGAGCAAGGGCACCAGCAGGCCGAGGCUGGAGAAGUCGCGGCAAGCCUUGAACCCAGGGUCGGGAAACCGUAAUGCAUUAGGGCAACGUGUCUUACACGAACUAGUACGAGCGUCAUUUCGUUUCAGCCCGCCUCAAUCGUUUGUCAUAUGUAAAAUGAGUAAGUUCUUUCACUUUUGAAAAGCAAUCAGAAACUUGUGCCAA
Messenger RNA from Brachypodium distachyon (stiff brome), 2189 nucleotides. RefSeq lists its product as uncharacterized. The coding region runs from base 71 to 2059 and encodes 662 amino acids. NCBI's taxonomy places the organism in Eukaryota, Viridiplantae, Streptophyta, Magnoliopsida, Poales, Poaceae. The transcript is spliced from 2 exons. The record is from RefSeq and is a predicted model, not a curated record.